AUGAACCUGGUAGCAGAACUUCUCUGUCUGUUGGCGUUCCUCACCCCACUGACUUGUGACCGGGUCUAUGUUCACCCUUUCAAUUUGUUUUCUUUCAACAAGAGUAACUGUGAGGAGCUGGAAAGCCUGGUCCCGGAGGGAAAGAAAACCUUUGUACCUGCCUCCAUCGAGUCCCAAACCACACCUGCCUAUGAAAAUGACCUGAACAAGGACCAGGUGGAGGCCGCAAGCCACAGUGGCCAGGGGCAGCAGGCACUGCGCUACGUGAAGGACUUUGUGCACAUCCUGGGCGCUCGGUUUUACAGCGCACUGCGGGAAGCGCGGCAGGGCCAAAACCUGCUCCUGUCCCCAACCAGCCUCUAUGGCUCCUUGGUGUCUUUCUACCUGGGUGCCUCAAACCAGACAGCAGCUGAUUUGCAGGGUUUGCUGGGAUUUGUUCCCCCCUCCGGAGACCCUGACUGCAUCUCCAGGGUGUUCGGACAGGAAGUCUUUUCCAGCCUGAGGAUGAUCGAAAACCUUGUCAAGAGUAGGGACGAGGAGCUGCAGUUUUCCAAGAUGCUCUGCCUGUUCUCUGCCCCUGGAGUGCCUCUAUCCCAGCUGUUUGUGCAGGACUUGCUCCCUUCUGCUGAUGCUCUCUAUGCCCGAGCUGUUGACUUUUCAAACCCAAGCGAGGCAGCAAAGCAAAUAAAUACCUUCAUGGAGGCCAAAAGCAAGGGCCAAAGCAAGUGCUUACUGACAGACGUUGAUCCAUCUGCUGACCUGCUGUUUGCAGUGGAUGUCUGCUUGGCAGUGAACGUUAAGCAAGUCUCCCGGCUCAAAGAGGCUCAGGAGUUCUGGGUGGAUUCAAACACGAAGGUCAUGGUUCCUAUGCUGUCAUUCACGGGGACAUUCAACUACAAAACUGAUGCCAGUGGGACUUUUUCUGUGGUGGAAGUGCCCAUCAGCAAGACCCUACUGCUGGUGCUGCUGCAGCCCAUCAAUGACAGCGACGUGGAGUCCGAGCUGCCAUUGCAGUCCUUGGCCUGGCUCCAGCAGCUCUCCCCGAGAAAAAUUAGAUUAACGCUGCCAGAGUUAACAAUAGAAGGCAGCUCCGAUCUACAGGAGCUUCUUGCAAAUAUGGAACUGCCUACGCUGCUGGGGAAGGGGGCAAAUCUCAGUAGAAUAAGUGAUGCCAAUCUAACAGUUGGAAAGGUAAUAAAUAAAGCCUUUUUCAAACUGAUCGGUGAUGGAACAGAUCAGCCAGAGGACCCCACAGCACAGAAGGAAGAUGUGGUAUUCCUGGAUGUAACGCUGAACAAGCAGUUCCUUUUAGCUGUUUUUGAAGAGAAGACAAGGGCAAUGCUUUUCCUUGGCAGAGUAACAAACCCUCUGCAUGGGCUUUAA
Messenger RNA from Nestor notabilis (Kea), 1383 nucleotides. RefSeq names its product angiotensinogen (serpin peptidase inhibitor, clade A, member 8) (gene AGT). Bases 1 to 1383 code for a protein of 460 amino acids. The transcript has 4 exons. Gene Ontology annotation, molecular function: serine-type endopeptidase inhibitor activity. Gene Ontology annotation, biological process: regulation of systemic arterial blood pressure by renin-angiotensin. Lineage: Eukaryota; Metazoa; Chordata; Aves; Psittaciformes; Psittacidae. The record is from RefSeq and is a predicted model, not a curated record.